Ixodes scapularis (black-legged tick) is the source of this 1434-nucleotide messenger RNA. RefSeq lists its product as uncharacterized. The transcript has 2 exons. NCBI's taxonomy places the organism in Eukaryota, Metazoa, Arthropoda, Arachnida, Ixodida, Ixodidae. Bases 1 to 1434 code for a protein of 477 amino acids. The record is from RefSeq and is a predicted model, not a curated record.
AUGACACUCCGGAAAUGGACUGCGAACAAUGAGCAACUGCAGGAGCAGUUCAAAAAGGAGGAGCCAACAUUUAUGACCGAAGAAAAAAGCCUCUCACCUUCACCAACCUCCAAGGUACUUGGAAUGAUGUGGGAUCACGAAGGGGACUGCUUUAUUUACAAAGUUGAAGCUUUGCUUGAAUUCCUCUCAGCAAAUGUGGACACUAAACGGUUCAUCCUCAAGGCAGCCUCAAGAGUAUUCGAUCCUCUUGGAUUGAUCGCGCCCUUCGUCCUAACAGCUAAGCUGCUAUUUCAGAAGCUGUGGACAUUGGGAAUCAGCUGGGAUGAAGAACUCCCCGCUGAUUUUAUCACUGAAUGGCACGCUCGGACGGCGGACCUUGUUCAACUGCACUCGUUAAGUAUACCAAGACAUGUCAAGCGAGGCAUCCAGGCAGGAGCCAACAAAGUACAGCUACACGUCUUCGUAGAUGCAAGCACGAAAGCCUACGGAUCUUGUGCGUACUUUAGAACAGCCGAUGACCAAGGAGAAACAGCUACCAUGUUAGUUGUUGGGAAGACAAGAGUGGCACCGAUAAAACCUUUAUCACUGCCUAGGUUGAAGCUGAUGGGGCCGAAUAUUGGAGCCAGACUCCUACGAUACAUAAAACAGUCAUAUUAUGACGUGGAACUUGAUUACAUUAUGUGGACUGACUCAACGGUUGCCCUCAGUUGGGUGAGAGGAGUCCCUGAAAAAUGGAAGCCAUUUGUAAAAAACAGGGUGGCAGAGAUACGCGUCAUGACAUCCCCGGACCACUGGAGGCACUGCCCCGGUCAAGAGAAUCCGGCGGAUCUCUUGACCAGAGGACUAGGCGUUCAGGAGCUUCGUGCUAACUCUCUUUGGUGGAAAGGGCCGAGUUGGCUGAGUCAAGAACCUUCAGAAUGUCCUGAAUCUUCAGUGUUCUUGGAAGACACGCCUCAACUCGAAGUAAAAGAAGAGACACAUGUGCUGUUGGAGAAAGGCCAAGAAGUUCCAUCAUUGUUCGACACCGGAAGUUACGAGAAUUACCAGAAGGUUCUGAGGAUCACUGCCUGGGUCAUCAGGUUCGCUAACAACGCACAGAAGAGAAAUGACAAAAUACGAGGUGGAUUAAUUGCGGCAGAGUUGGACAAAGCAGAGCAGUAUUGGAUCAGGCAGAUACAAAACGAAAGGUUUCAGACGGAUAUUAUGCUCCGCGAGAAAAAUACGACAGAGGUUAAUGUAAGACUCGCAGAGUAUCAUCCUCUCUUUGGCGAAAACAAAAUCCUGCGGGUCGGAGGACGACUGCAGAGGUUGACGGAAAGUCUCGAUGUGAAACAUCCAGUCCUGUUACCGAACGACCAUGACUUUGUCAAGCUAAUUGUGAUGCACGCUCAUUCCUACGUCUGCAGCCAGUGCAAGGUGGAUGACGCGAAGUAA